Molecule: messenger RNA, 1590 nt
Organism: Thyridium curvatum
Lineage: Eukaryota; Fungi; Ascomycota; Sordariomycetes; Thyridiales; Thyridiaceae
Exons: 8
Coding region: 1-1590 (529 amino acids)
Biological process (GO): carbohydrate transport; transmembrane transport
Cellular component (GO): membrane
Molecular function (GO): carbohydrate:proton symporter activity
Source: RefSeq, a predicted model, not a curated record
AUGCCGACCACCACCACCCAGCCUCAAAAGCUGGACGGGCCUCUCGUCUGGGAUCCGCCACGUCCUCCAGCCCAGCUUCCAACCUUGCCUAGUCGCUCUGUCAUCUUCUCUCAAGCCCAUCCGCCAUGGAUCAACGGGCCAGACCGAUCCCGCGACAGGUACAACGUCGGCAUCCUCUCCUCGGUGCUCGUUCACCCCGGUUUCGUCGCCCAGCUCGGCCACCCAGACGCCAGCCGCAAGGGCGUCAUCACCGCCAUCUACUACCUCGGCACCUGGGUCUCGUACGUCUUCAUCUCCCACACCGCCGGCGACCGCCUCGGCCGCCGCUAUGCCGCCCUCGUCGGCACCCUCACCGCCUGCUUCGGUGCCGCGCUGCAGGCCGGCGCCACGGGUGGCGGCGCAUACGCCAUGGUCGUUGCGGGCCGCGUCAUUGCCGGCAUUGGCACGGCGAUUGUGAGCACCAGCGUUCCGCUCUAUCAGAGCGAGAUUUCCCCUGCCAAACAACGCGGGAGGUUUGUGGUCAUGAACCACAUUGGCUUCGUGGCCGGCCUAGCUUGCGGCUUCUGGAUCGGAUACGCAGUCACAUUCUGGGAUGACGCCUGGGGCACCUACGUCGGCUGGCGCUUCUCCAUUGCCGUGCAGCUCAUCCCGGCCUGCAUCUUUGCCGUCGGCCUCCCCUUCACGCCCGAGACCCCACGCUGGCUCGUCGAGCACGGCCACCUCGACCGCGCCCACAAGACCUUGCACUAUUUCCGCGAAGGCUCCUACACCGACGACGAGGUCGAGCACGAGUUCGCCGAGAUCAAGGCCUCGGUCGCCGCCUACCGCGCCUCGGGCCUGACCUGGCUGUCCCUCUUCCGCGAGCCCUCGCUCUUCAGCCGCCUCUGGCGCGCCGCCCUCCUGCAGUUCAUGGCCCAGAUGUGCGGCGCUACCGCCAUGAAGUACUACCUGCCCACGCUGUUCAAGGCCCUGGGUCUCGGCCGUCGCCUAUCGCUGCUGGCCGGCGGGAUCGAGUCGACGCUCAAGAUUGGGUGCACGAUACUCGAGAUGCUCAUUAUCGACAAGGUGGGGAGGAGGUUGACGCUGGGCGUCGGCGCCGGAGUCAUGGCGUUCGCGAUGCUGAUCAACGGCGUGCUGCCGAUUGUGUACCCCGGCAACGCGAACAAGGCCUCUGACUACACCUGCAUUGUCUUCAUCUUCGUCUAUGCCCUCGGCUACAGCAUGGGUUUCGGCCCUGCUGCUUGGGUCUAUGGCUCAGAGAUCUUCCCCACCGCCCUUCGCGCCCGCGGCCUCAACUUUGCCGCCUCGGGAGGUGCCGUUGGGAGCAUCAUCGUGGCGCAGGUCUGGCCCGUCGGCAUCGACAAGAUCGGGUCGCGCAUCUACUUCUUCUUCAUGGCUGUUAAUCUAGCCUGCGUGCCGAUCAUCUUCCUUCUCUACCCGGAGACAAAGGGACGGCCUUUGGAGGAGAUGGACGAGUUGUUUGGCAAGGCGGAUGCCGUGCAGAGGAUGGCCGAGCAAGCGCAGGAAGAGCCGGCGGAACUAAUCUCGGGCCAGGAUACGGGGAAGCACACGGGCCUUGGGAGAGUCUGA